AUGGGGCCUAAAAGUACUGACCUCGCGUCCAAAGACACGUCUGAUGAUGCCGUUCUGCGAAGUUUGGGCUACAAGCAGGAGUUUAAGCGUGCAUUCAGCCCACUGGAAUUGUUUGGUGCUGGAUUCAGCUUUAUCGGCGUGGUGUCGUCCAUCGCAUCUACCCUUGUCUAUACGCUGCCCAACGGUGGCCCCUUCUCUAUGAUCUGGGGGUGGGCUAUAUGCAUGAUAUUCAUACUUACCAUGUCUCUGGCGAUGGCGGAACUUGGAUCUGCAGCACCGACUGCAGGCGGUCUAUAUUAUUGGACGUUUUCAUACGCGUCCCCCCGAUGGCGCCGCCUUCUAUGUUGGAUUGUCGGUUAUGCGAAUACAAUCAACAGUAUCGCGGGUUUCUCUUCAACAAUAUGGGGUGCAGCUGUCCAGAUUAUGGCGGCAGUCAGCAUGGGCUCUGACUUAACGUUCACUCCCACCAACGGACAAAUAUACGGCUGCUAUGUCGCGCUAUUGCUAGUCCAAGCAGUGCUUUGCAGCUCCGCGACUAGGAUUAUCGCCGGGUUGCAGAAACCCUACCUAAUAUCUAACUUAAUGCUAAUUGCGGGAAUAAUUAUCGCUCUCCCCGUGGCAACACCAAGAGAAUACAUCAACACGGCCAAAUUCACCUUCACGGAGUUCGAGAAUUUGACGACUUGGCCUGCUGGAUUUGCGUUUACUCUGAGUUUCUUAGCACCUCUGUGGACCAUGAGUUGCUUUGACUGCGUCGUACACAUCAGCGAGGAAGCGUCCAAUGCGAGCGUCGCUCUGCCGUGGGCCAUCAUUUCUGCAAACAUGGUAUCCGGCGUCCUUGGUUGGGGCCUGCUCAUUGCAAUCGGCUUCUGUAUGGGUACGGAUGUCAAUAGCAUCGUCUCCAGUCCCAUAGGACAACCUUUAGCAGCGAUCUUCUACAAUAGUUUCGGCAAGAAUGGGACACUUGCGAUGUGGGCCAUCAUCAUCGUAUUCCAGUUCAUGGCGUCUAUCAGCGUGCUUACCGUUGGCUCGCGACAAGUGUUCGCCUUCUCUCGCGACGGUGCUUUGCCAUUCUCCCGCUAUCUCUACCGCGUCAAUGGUUAUACGCAGACGCCGGUCAACUGUGUCUGGUUCACUACGAUCGCAGCUAUUCUUUUGGGCUUACUGUCUUUUGCGGGCUCUGCAGCGAUAGGUGCCGUCUUUACCCUCGGCGUUGCAGCGCAGUACAUCGCCAUCGCCAUUCCAAUUGCUUCGAGAUUCACAUUUCCGAAUAAGUUCCGACCAGGUCCAUUCACUUUGGGCAGUUUGGGCCGUCCAGUCGCUACUAUAGCCGUCCUGUGGAUGAUGUUUUGCUUCGUCAUCUUCUUGUUUCCUACGGACCCAAGACCGCCGGUACAGGAUAUGAAUUAUUCCAUCGUUGUCCUUGGGGGUACACUCUUUUUAUGUCUGGCCUGGUAUUACUUCCCUCGCUACGGCGGAGUACAUUGGUUCCAAGGUCCGAUCCGCAAUAUCGACAUAGACUACGAGAAGACAGAUGGUGAGGAGCAGGUGAUUGCGGAGACAUCUUCACUCGAGAAAGGCUACGUGGACAAAACAGCGUAAUUUCUUAGAAGAGAGGGAAAAUUAUGGUACACAUCUCUGUGGCGAUUGUACUGCCUUGAAUAG
Molecule: messenger RNA, 1665 nt
Organism: Gloeophyllum trabeum ATCC 11539
Lineage: Eukaryota; Fungi; Basidiomycota; Agaricomycetes; Gloeophyllales; Gloeophyllaceae
Product: APC amino acid permease
Exons: 14
Coding region: 1-1602 (533 amino acids)
Biological process (GO): transmembrane transport
Cellular component (GO): membrane
Molecular function (GO): transmembrane transporter activity
Source: RefSeq, a predicted model, not a curated record